Molecule: messenger RNA, 5908 nt
Organism: Gossypium raimondii (Peruvian cotton)
Lineage: Eukaryota; Viridiplantae; Streptophyta; Magnoliopsida; Malvales; Malvaceae
Product: nuclear pore complex protein NUP214
Exons: 17
Coding region: 210-5675 (1821 amino acids)
Biological process (GO): RNA export from nucleus
Molecular function (GO): structural constituent of nuclear pore
Source: RefSeq, a predicted model, not a curated record
CACCCUAGUGAAAAAAGGUAAGCUCAUCAUAUAAUCUCCGGCUGGAGAAAAAAUACCAAUCGGAAAGCCCAUUUAUAGUAUCCUCUUUCUCAAUUACUAUUAGACGAGGAAGUUUUGCCGCCGAGGGUGUCUUACUAGCUUUAGGGUUUUGUUGAACUGAUCGGAUAGAUUGAUUAAUGUCAGAGAAGUUGAACAAUUGAAUACUGGACAUGGGCAGCCGGCUUGAAAUUUGUGAAGAGAAUGAAGGGGAGCAUGUCGAGACCCAGGAUUUCUUCUUCGAGAAAAUCGGCGAACCCGUGCCUGUCAAAUCUCAACCGGAUUCCCAGUUCGAUCUCCAAAGUCCUCCUUCUCAGCCCCUUGUCCUCUCCCAACGUUUCCAGCUCCUGUUUCUAGCUCAUUCUUCUGGGGGGUUCUUGGUGGCGAGGACCAAAGAUGUGAUUGAUUUAGCCAAGGACAUUAGGGAAAAAGCCUCCUCUUCAAGUAUUGAAGAUCUGAGUUUGGUGGAAGUUCCCAUUGGCAAGGUUCACAUUCUUGCUCUUUCCACCAUCGACGACACCAUACUUGCAGUUUCUGUGGCAGCUGAUAUUCAUUUCUUCAGUGUCAGCUCCCUUCUUAAUAAGGAUAUAAAGCCAUGUUUCUCCACUUCGCUCCCUCAGUCAAGCUUUGUCAAGGAUAUUCGUUGGAGAAAGAAGAAGGAUAACUCUUUCCUAGUUCUUUCAGAUGAUAGAAAGCUAUAUCAUGGAACUCUUGCACAUCCUCUUAAGCAUGUGAUGGAUAAUGUUGAUGCUGUUGAAUGGAGUGCAAAAGGUGCUUUUGUUGCCGUGGCAAGAGAUAAUAGCCUUAGUAUUUUGUCAUCCAAAUUCAAUGAAAAAUUGUGCGUAGCUCUUUCAUUCAAGUCUUGGGUUGGUGAUUCCAACGAUGAUUGCACUGUAAAAGUGGAUACUAUCAGAUGGAUUCGUCCUGAUUGCAUUAUUCUUGGAUGCUUUCAGUUUACCAGAGAUGCGAAAGAAGAAAAUUACCUCGUUCAAGUAGUCAAAAGCAAGUCAGGCAAAAUCACAGAUGCUACUUCUGAUUUGGUUGUUCUAUCCUUUAGUGAUUUGUUUGCUGGUCUAAUUGAUGAUAUUGUGCCCUUCGGAACCGGCCCUUACUUAUUCUUGAGUUAUUUGGAACAAUGCAAGCUUGCAAUUGCUGCUAACAGAAAGAACACGGAUCAGCAUAUUGUGUUACUCAGUUGGUCACUUGGUGAGACUGGUGAAGCUUCGGUUGUUGAUAUUGAGCGUGAUAAUUGGCUCCCCAGGAUUGAACUUCAAGAUAAUGAUGAUGAUAAUUUGAUCAUGGGGCUUUGCAUUGAUAACGUGUCUGUGUUUGGGAGUGUUAAAGUGCAACUUGGAGUUGAAGAAGUUAGGGAGCUUUCACCAUAUUGUGUUCUUAUAUGCCUUACUUUAGAGGGCAAACUUAUUAUGUUCCAGGUUGCAAGUGCCAGGGAAAAUGAUGUUCCACCUGAUGUUUCUGCCCUUUCUGCUAAAGAAGAGGAUACCCCUGUUGUGGUGUCUGCUGAAAUUGAUCCACCUGAACUUACAUAUGGACAGGGUGAACAAAAGUCAGAACUGAUAGCUUUGUCUCUUCCAUUGAUGGAUAAAGGCAAAACUGAGCUUCUCACCAAUGGAAGUAGUGAUGUAAACCUUUCUCAAAUGAAUGUGAAUUCAGUUACACAUGCUACUGAUAAUCUAUUCCAUAAUGAUGAUAUUAAAAAAGCAGUGUCUUUGAAGAACUCCCAGUCUUCGGAAGCUGUAGGCCAACAAAAACCUCCAACCUCAAUGCUGUACCAAGAAGCAGGUACUCAACAAAAAUUGUUUUUUGGAGGGCAAGGUACCAAUUCAGGACAAUCAUUUCUGAGGACUUCUCAAUUAGAGGGAUCUGGUAAUAAGGUGAGGGAUGGUAGUCAAACAGAAGCUCAAAAGAUUCCAGGAUUUGGAUCUGUUACUCCUGUGGCGAAAGUUUCAAAUGACUCCUUAUUACAACCAAACCAUGAGAGCAUACCAAAAAUGUUUGAGCUGGUUAAGGAACCAGUAGGUGAAGCUGGAUCAAUUGGUUUGCAGAGUACAUCUGUUAAGUUGUGGCCAAAUCCAUCAUCCCAGCCAUUUUCAAGUGGAAAAUUCAUGGUUUCAAAGGAGUCUGAUGCCAGAGCUUCAUUUUCAUCUCCAAGUAAUUUUCAGUAUGCUAGUUCUCAGAGUACCAGAGGUGCUACAAGCAUUCCUGGUGGCAACGUUGAAAAACCUUCACAUCUAAAAGAUACUACUGGUAUAUCAGUUUCUGUCAAUAAAAUUUCAGGUACACCAGUAGAUAGUGGGGCCCAGAAAUUUUCAAUAGGGGGAGGAAAUAUUGAGUCAGUACCUUUAAUUCGUGGCUCACAGUCAUCCUCCCUACUAAAUUUUGCAAUGGAAAAGUCUUUCAACCAAAAGCUUCAUCCCCCCAAGGAUGAGUAUAAAUCUGCAACCCAGUCAAGGAUGUUGAAAUCGGAACCACAGUUAUUGAAACAAUUCGGCAAUAUUAAAGAGAUGGCGAAAGAACUAGACACACUUCUGGAAUCUAUAGAAGAAGCUGGUGGCUUUAGGGAUGUUUGCACUGUUUUUCAGAGAAGUUCAGUUGAAGAGCUGGAGCAGGGCAUAGCAGUUCUUUCUAAAAAAUGCAGGAGUUGGAAGAAUGUAAUGGAUGAGCAGCUUGGGAAGAUCCAACAACAUCUUGAUAAAACUGUACAAGUUUUAGCAAGGAAGAUAUACAUAGAAGGCAUUAUUAAACAAGCUUCAGAUAGCCAAUACUGGGACCUGUGGAAUUGCCAAAAGUUGAGUUCUGAGCUUGAGCUUAAGCAGCGACAUAUAUUGAAAUUGAAUCAAGAUUUGACCAAUCAGUUAAUUGAAUUAGAGAGGCAUUUCAACACCAGUGAGCUUCAUAAAUUUGGUGAUGAUGAUGGAGUUCGUGAUGGUCGGAGAACUUUACAGAGUAGAUUUGGGCCUUCAAGACGCGUUCUGUCCCUGCAUUCUUUACAUAGCACAAUGAGUUCACAACUAGCAGCUGCUGAGCAACUUUCUGAAUGUCUCUCAGAACAAAUGGCUAUGCUGAGUGUAGAGUCCCCUGUGAAAAAACAGAAUGUUAAGGAGGAGUUGUUUCAAAUGAUUGGAAUAGCUCAUGAUGCCUCUUUCACCUCUCCGCAUGCUACAAAACCUAGCAAUAAGUCUAAGAAACUUGUUCUUUCCUCUGGGUCCCCUGCUUCUAGAAAUCAGUCGAGGCGAAACCAAUCCAGCGCACUGAAGAGUUCUGACCCAGAAUAUUCUAGGAGGAGGAGGGAAUCACUGGAUCAGAGCUGGGCUAGUUUUGAGCCUCCAAAAACAACUGUAAAAAGGAUGCUUUUGCAAGAAUCAGCAAAUGUAAAAAGAUCACUUUUAACCGAUAAACAGAACUUUAGCCCUUACGCCUCCGAGGAGUUGACAAGCUUAUUCUCAAAGGAACUCAAAGUAACUUCAACCAUGUUGCAUCAAUCUGGAAAUGAAGUUAAAACAAAAAUUCAGGAUGCAUUACCGAGACAGGAAUCUGAAUUAACUGUUUUCCGAUGGGCUAAUAAUAGUUCUCUAUUACCACCAAAUUAUGCUGGGUGGAAAUCUUCUACUGUGCAAACAAGUAACUUCAAUGCUCUGUCAUCAGCAUCAGGAUCACAACCUAUGUUGGUGCAGAAUUCUUCUGGGGAAACACACAGUAUCCCUGUUGCUAAACUAAACUCCGGAGCUUCUCAGGUUGAGAGAUCUAAUAUAUCAUCUUUCAAUGAGAAUGAAAUCCAAUCCACUCUACAGUUUAGACCUAAUCUACACCAAGAGUCAUCAAUCUCCCAGGUGGCUUCAUUGCCAAAGAAAUCUACUGACACCUUAAAUUCGGAUGGUAAAGGGACUGUGCUUGCUAAUUCAGCGCUGGGGGAUGUGAAACAUGUCUCAUCUACCACAAAGAGUACACUGUUUGGUUCUAAUAGUAACAACUCUCAGUUCAUACCUCCUGCUGCUGUUUCUGCAUCUCCUGCCCCCUCAGCCAAAGUUUCACAAUUCAAUGUUGUGACAAGCAAAAUCCAGCCGAGUGAAAAGGUAUCACAGUCUUUUGCAUUCUCUAAACCCGUUGCAGAUUUGUCAUCUUCAGUAUUCAGUUCCUCAACUCCAUCAUUAUCAUCACCAUUUUCAACUAUGACAGCCUCAUCACUCACAUCAGUUAAUGUCUCAUCUACUGAAACUAGUCCAACAUCGGCACCAAAAUUUUCCUUUUCAACUUCAUUUUCUGCGGUGCCUACUUCACCUGCAACACAAUCUAGUGAACCAAGUUCUGUAGUUGCAGUAGAUGCUAAUAGAAAAGCUUCAUCUUCCUCACCAUCAUUAGUUCCUUUCUCUGCUUUUGUUUCCUCUUCUGAUUCCUUGUCUUUUCAGCCUCUCGAAAUGCCUAUACCCUUGCCUGCUGAUUUAUCUCCCGUGAGUUCUUCUGAGAUUUUAAAAGUUGAGGCCCAACCACAUAAGGAAAUACAUGACUUAAAAAAAGAUGGGGAUCCGAUUAUACGAGCACCACCUCUGCAACAUGAACUUCCAGCAACAGAAUUGAGCUUGAAGCCUAAGUUUGCUGUCUCAUCACCAAAGACAAGUGAAACUCCUACUGGAGUGUUAUCUGGAAGCCAAACCCGCAUCAUUGAUCUUGCAAGUCCUGCAACUAAUUUGGCAUCAAAUCCUCAGCCGCUGCAGCCUUCUACUGGAGAUAGUCUUUCAGCUCCUUCGUCAAUUAGUAUUAAUACCGCCAAUGGAAAAAGCGGAAGUUUGGAUCUCACACAAGAGGAUGAGAUGGAGGAGGAGGCUCCUGAGACAAACCAAAUGACUGAACAUGGCUUGGGAAGCUUAAGUAGCUUUGGGAUUGGCUCAAACCCUAACCCAACUGCUACUAAGCCAAACCCAUUUGGUGCUCCAUUCGGAGUUGUGGCUACAAGUGCAGCUACCUCUUCAUUCACCUCAACUGUUAAUCCUGGAGAGUUGUUUAGGCCUGCAUCUUUUAGCUUCCAAUCUCCACAGCCUUCCCAAUCGGCUCAACCUGCAAGUUUUGGUACAUUUUCUGGUGGCUUUGCUUCUGGCGCCCCUGGUCAAGCUCCUGCUCAAAGUGCUUUCGGCCAACCAGCACAGCUUGGAGCUGGACAGCAGGCUUUGGGAUCAGUUCUUGGUGCUUUUGGCCAGUCAAGGCAGCUUGGUACUGCUCUACCAGGAAGUGGUUUUGCUUCCGGGAGUGGUUUUGGUGGUGGUUUCGCAAGUCCUCAAUCUGCUGCUGGUUUUUCUAAUGCUGCAACAGGAGGUGGGUUUGCUGGUUUGGGUUCAGGUGGUGGUGGGUUUUCUGGGGUUGCUUCAGGUGGUGGAUUUGGUGGUCUGCCUUUAGGCGGUGGGGGAUUUGGUAGCUUAGCUAGUGGAGGACUUACAGGUUCUGCCUCGGGUGGUGGUGGAUUUGCUGCUCCUGCCUCAGGUGGUGGUUUUGCAGGAGCUGCUGGCUCAGGGAUUGGUGGGUUUGGUGCUUUCGGCAGCCAACAAAGAAAUGCUGGUUUCUCAGCCUUUGGAGGUGGCGGAGGACAAACUGGAAAACCUCCUGAGCUUUUCACACAGAUGAGAAAAUAGUUUUAACGAAUUCUAGAUGGAUUGGAUUUUAGUUUGUCGUGGGAGUCUGAGUAUAUAUAUCUUAACAACUCAACUGGUAGGUUUAAAUUAAUAGGAAAUAUGAUCUUUAUAUAAUUGUUGAAGGUUUAUACAUUAAUUGUUGAGCAUUUUUAGUCUGCUUAAAAUUUGAUAUACGUGAUUGAAUUGAAGUGAAAAACUUUGCACUAUUGUAAAUGUAUCUUUAAUUUUAUUUA